Molecule: messenger RNA, 1482 nt
Organism: Panicum virgatum (switchgrass)
Lineage: Eukaryota; Viridiplantae; Streptophyta; Magnoliopsida; Poales; Poaceae
Product: protein trichome birefringence-like 38
Exons: 3
Coding region: 72-1235 (387 amino acids)
Cellular component (GO): Golgi apparatus
Molecular function (GO): O-acetyltransferase activity
Source: RefSeq, a predicted model, not a curated record
CCGGUGCCCCCCAUAUAUAUGGCGCGCCAGCGCCGUCGUCUCGCCGCUCGACCGAUCGGCGAUCGCCAUCCAUGGCGCCGGAACGGUGGGCGCUGUGCCGCUGUGGCUGGGUGCUGAUGACGACCAUGGCCCUUGCCGCGGCCGCUCUCCCCGGCGCGAGAGGGAGCUCCUCGGGCUCGGCGGCCGCCACCGCCGCGGGCUGCGACCUGUUCCAGGGGAGGUGGGUGGCGGACAAGUCGUACCCGCUGUACGACGCGUCGGCGUGCCCGUUCGUGCCAGACGUCUUCGACUGCCGCCGCAACGGCCGCCCCGACAACGCGUACCUCAAGUUCCGGUGGAGCCCGGCCAACUGCCAGCUGCCCAGGUUCGACGGCGCGGAUUUCCUGCGGCGGUGGCGCGGGAAGACGGUGAUGUUCGUGGGGGACUCGCUGAGCAUGAACCAGUGGGUGUCCCUCGCCUGCCUGCUCCACGCCGCCGCGCCGGCUCCCGUCCGCGCCACCCUGACCGCCGGCGAGCCCGUCUCCUCCGUGCGCUUCGAGGACUACGACCUGCAGGUGGUGCUGUACCACACGGCGUUCCUGGUGGACGUGGUGCAGGAGGACGCCGGCCGGGUGCUCAAGCUCGACUCCAUGCGCAACGCCACCGCCUGGCUCGCCGCGCACCUGCUCGUCUUCAACACCUGGCACUGGUGGACCUACAGGGGCGCCAGCCAAGUGUGGGACUUCGUGCAGGACGGGAACAGCACGUACCGGGACAUGGACCGGCUCACGGCCUUCUCCAAGGGCCUCUCCACAUGGGCGCACUGGGUGGACGCCAACGUCGACGCGUCCAGUACCAGGGUCUUCUUCCAGGGCAUCUCCCCCAGCCACUACAUGUCGAAGCAGCAGGAGGGCGAGGCCGGCGCGGCGGCGAGGGCGAGGACGGCGACCGGGGGAGGCGGCGGCGGCAGCUGCCUGAAGCAGACGCGGCCGCUGCAGGAGGCCACGGACGCCGCGGCGGGCGGGGGCACGGCGCCGGAGCAGGGCGUGGUGCGGGGCGUGAUCGGCGCCAUGGCGUCGCCGGUGGCGCUGCUGGACAUCACGGCGCUGUCGCAGCUCAGGAUCGACGCGCACCCGUCCGUGUACGCCGGGCCGGGGCGGGACGGCAUGGACUGCACGCACUGGUGCAUCGCGGGGCUCCCCGACGCGUGGAACCAGAUCAUGUACGCCAUGCUCCUCCGGCAGCACCAGGGAUGAGACAGAUCAGACGACGACGCGCUUGAUCGCGGAUGGUGAAUUGAUUUCUGAUUUAUUAUUUGUAACCCACUCGGCAUUUGUUUAGGUGUUGCUAGUCUCUCACUCUCUGGGAGAACACUAAUGUUGUGCGCAAUUCUUCUAGCUAGGGUGAUGGGAGUGGAACCUGAAACUGCAAAUUGCAGUGUGGCGUGAUGAUAGGUUUAGCUGACGGGCUGUUUCAGACUUAUAAUAAAUAAAAAAGGAUUUG